This is a messenger RNA of Daldinia childiae, 1086 nucleotides long. RefSeq lists its product as uncharacterized. The transcript has 4 exons. NCBI's taxonomy places the organism in Eukaryota, Fungi, Ascomycota, Sordariomycetes, Xylariales, Hypoxylaceae. The record is from RefSeq and is a predicted model, not a curated record. The coding region runs from base 1 to 1086 and encodes 361 amino acids.
AUGGCAGUAGAAAAAGACAGCCUCGAGAUUAGCCGACUUCCACCGGUGGUAGUACCGGGACCGGGACCGGACCACUCGCACGAUGUGCAGGACAACAAGCUAGAGCCUCACCCGGAUUCCAUCGAUCCAGUUAUGCCAGGUAGACGGGUCCUGCUCCAACACCAGCGUGUGCUACUCGCGCCUGUGACCCCAGCCCCGGCUAUGGUUGCUGCGACUCAGUCCAGUGAGAAGAGUCAGGCGAAUGGGCGCUCACCCGCGGGAAGUAGGAUGUCGUUGAAGAUAGAGCGCAUGAGGGAUGUAUGGGCUGAUCUCAAGCGUAGAGUCACUCCACAGCAGUACCCCCACGCGUGGCUCCUCUUCCUGGCCAUUAUUACGAUCGCGGCCGGUGCUAUCAUCGUGGUUCUGCGUGUAGCUGGAUGGUGCGGUCUCGCCGUGGAGACGAUGCACCACUUGGAGCUGGCGAAAGAAGCGAUGGCCGCUUCUACGACUGGACUACCUGCGGCCCCGAAUUUGGAGGCUGCUGGAGGGUUUGAUGCUACUGGCACGGAGGGCAAUCUGCUGGGUCUUGAACCCACGACGUUUGACGCGGGGAUGAUGGUGGGAGCUGUGGCUUCGGGAGCAGGCGGACGAGACGUCGUAUCGGAUCUUUCUACAGGUUCAACGCCUACUUAUGAACUUACAGCGAAGACCGCCGUGGCGAAGGACUUGGCUACUACGGUCUAUAUCACUGUCACAGCGCCCCCUGAGUCGACUUCUACUACGUCGACGAUCCCUACCUCCCCUUCCACGUCGAGCGAGGGUAUGGAUACAAGCGCAAGUUCAAUUCCGAGCCACGGUACAGCCCCCGCAACUUCCACGACCGCAGCACCUAUGUCCGCAUCAUCGGCAACUACUACGUCUACGAGCACGGAGGAACCCCACAUCUACUGUCCCCAUUCCGAGCGCCCUCUGGUCUGGACGCCUUGCGUCGAUCACCCGACUUCAGAUGCUUCCCACAGAGUAGCGAAUCCCUUUUCAACCGUACGCCGUGUUCUGGCGGCCCUGUGGAAGACGGCUACGGGUUAUGGAAGCAAGAAACCGGUGUGA